AUGUUCCUGAAUAAGUGCGAGGGGGACCUGGGUGAGCUACGGAAGCCAGGGGACGGCGAGAGCACCCCGCCGGCCGCCGCCGAGGAGGAGCAGCCCAAGAAGAAGCACCGGCGGAACCGCACCACCUUCACCACGUACCAGCUGCACGAGCUGGAGCGUGCCUUCGAGAAGUCUCACUACCCCGACGUGUACAGCCGUGAGGAGCUGGCCAUGAAGGUCAACCUGCCGGAGGUCCGCGUGCAGGUUUGGUUCCAGAACCGACGAGCCAAGUGGAGGAGGCAGGAGAAGAUGGAGGCCAGUUCCAUGAAGCUCCAUGACACCCCUGUGCUCUCCUUCAACCGGCCCCCCAUGACCCCCAACGUGGGGCCCAUGAGCAACUCCCUCCCACUGGACCCAUGGCUGACAUCCCCCAUCUCCAGUGCCACCACAGUCCACAGCAUCCCCGGCUUCAUGGGAGCCCCCCAGGCCCUGCAGCCCCCCUAUGCUGGGCACUCCUUCCUCAACACCCCCCCGCCGAUGGCGCAGGGCAUGCAGCCCAUGGCCCCCGCGCCCUACCAGUGUGGCACCCCCUUUGUGGACAAGUACCCGCUGGAGGAGGUGGACCAGAGGAGCUCCAGCAUCGCCUCGCUCCGCAUGAAAGCCAAGGAGCACAUUCAGACCAUUGACAAGACCUGGCAGCCCAUUUGA
Molecule: messenger RNA, 687 nt
Organism: Haemorhous mexicanus (house finch)
Lineage: Eukaryota; Metazoa; Chordata; Aves; Passeriformes; Fringillidae
Gene: RAX2
Product: retina and anterior neural fold homeobox 2
Exons: 2
Coding region: 1-687 (228 amino acids)
Biological process (GO): positive regulation of transcription by RNA polymerase II
Molecular function (GO): RNA polymerase II cis-regulatory region sequence-specific DNA binding; DNA-binding transcription factor activity, RNA polymerase II-specific
Source: RefSeq, a predicted model, not a curated record